Cuscuta campestris is the source of this 1697-nucleotide messenger RNA. NCBI's taxonomy places the organism in Eukaryota, Viridiplantae, Streptophyta, Magnoliopsida, Solanales, Convolvulaceae. The record is from the annotation of a GenBank genome assembly.
CGAUAAUAGCAGGCCCGAUGAAUUUUCUUUCCACAUUUCUCUCCCACGUUCAGAAGUAAACUCCGGAUUUCUCUCCCACCGAAUCAACCACGUUCUCUCUUUCCUUGUUGAAAUGGAGAGAUCUUUGAUCUUCAUCCCUACGAUAUCUACCAGAAUCCUCACUGCACUUUUCGUUUCCAUUGGUCCGAUUGUUUCUCAGUUUCUAUUCACCUUUCAUACAUCCAAUUUUUUCCAUGGAUUCAGGCCAUUUUUGAAAUUGAAUAGGAAUCUUGACAUUGGACACAAGAAAUUUAUGUUGAAUUGUGCAAAGGCUAAUAUUGGUACAAUGAAGUCUUACCGCCUGUUUAAAGAAUCUGUAGGUGGGUAUGACAACGUUGGAGCUACCGCAGUGGAUUUCAAGAACUUUAAGCGAGAUCUUAAAGCUUACAUAGCUGGUGGUGAUGCACAAAUGGUCAUUGAUAAGCUUUUCAGGAAGCACGAAACAUGUUCUGCAUUUUUCUUUGAGUAUGAUGUCGAUGAAAGUGACCAACUUACAAGGCUAUUCUGGUGUGACCCCGUUGCUAGGAAGAAUUAUUCGUUGUUUGGGGAUGUUGUCUCAUUCGAUGCAACUUACGAGACAAACAGAUACAAUAUGAUUUUCGCUCCAUUCACGGGCGUAGACAAUCACUGUAAGUGCAUUACUUUUGGGGCUGGUUUGCUAACUAGGGAGGAUGACGAGUCAUAUGCAUGGCUGUUUCGUCGUUUCUUAAAUGCUAUGGGAAAUGCCCCGAAGUGCAUCAUCACUGACCAAGAUCUUUCAUUGCGAGUGGACCCAAAAGAUAACCUAAGCAGUGUCGAAUCUCGUAUCUGGAAGUGGUUGAUGAAAACUAAAGAUGCCCCAAGGGAUGAAAUAGUUUUUAAGUGUGGCAAUGUGGUAUUGGACCGUGGGGAUCUGAUGACAUUAAAUGCUGGUGAACACAUUUCGACAAGAGUCAUUGAUGCAUGGUCUACAAUCUUGAAUCAUAAGGAAGUAUACCGUAGCAUUGGGUCGCCUUCAAGAUUCUUUGCCAAAGGAAUGAAAUGUCUAUACACAUCUGAGGGUGAUAUCCCAGACAAAGAUACUGCGUUUAAGUUGUUUUGUGAUGCAUUGGAGUCUGGUAACACAUGCACAUCCCCAUUUAGUGCAGAUAUGAUUUUCUUUCCAAUAAUGCAGUUGAAGUGGUGUUAUUGUGUUUGUGUGAACAUCAAGGCUAGGAAGGUUGAACUUUUGGAUCUUUCCUCGUCGUCGGCAAAAGCAGAUGAUAAGUAUGAAGGAAUGCCAACUAACGUUCUUGACAUGCUUGUGAAGUAUUUUAGCAAUCAAGGAUUGGAAGGGAAGGUUGGGAAGGUGUGUUCCCAGAAACCAACGCGUUUGAAGAUGUCGCGGAGGGAUGUCACCUCUGUUUAUGAGUAUGGUGUGGCGACAAUGCGGCACAUGGAGACAUACAUGGGCCGAGGUUUAAAGGGAUGGGACUGUGGUUUAUCCAAGGAAGACCGGAAGGCAGUGAACACCCUUAGGUCCAAGUAUUGUGCUUGCAUAUCAGUUGCCGAAAUGAAUGAAAUGAAGGAAGUGAAUUUGAAGAAAUCAAAGGACUUCAUGAAGGGAUGAACAUUAUGUGGUUUAUUAUGUUUGGUUUUUUUGCUAUGAUGAUGGUCAGAAACAAAUGCGUGGUUGGCCU